AUGGCGUCUAACAACACACAGCUUGACACCCACGCCAAGGGCGAGCUCCAGGCCUCCUCGCCCCCGAGCUCGCCGCCCCCACGUGAUGACUACCUCCAUGGCCCCAAGCUAUUUGCCGUUAUCUUUGCUCUCCUUCUGGGCAUGUUCUUGGCUCGAAUCCCGUACGAACCCCGCGGCUCAAAGGUUGCCCUAGAUCUGACCAUUGUAGCCACCGCCGUCCCCAGCAUCACCGCCGAAUUCCGCUCGUUCGAAGAUAUUGGCUGGUACGCGGCUGCCUUUUUCAUAACCUUGGCCGCCUUCCAGUCGCUCUGGGGCAGGGCGUACAAGCACUUUGACCUCAAGCUCGUCUUCUUGACCACCGUCCUGCUAUUCGAGCUCGGGAGCCUGAUUUGCGGGGUCGCCCCGACAAGCCUCACCCUCAUCGUGGGGCGCGCCGUUGCUGGUCUCGGCGGGGCUGGCGUCACCGGCGGCAUCUACACCAUUGUGGCGUUCAUCGUGCCCCCGGCAAAGGUGCCGACCUAUAUCGGGUUUGUGGGCGCCGUCUUCAGCGUCGCCAGCGUCGCCGGUCCCCUCCUGGGUGGCGUGUUUUCCGGCGAGGUGACAUGGCGAUGGGCGUUCUACAUCAACUUGCCCGUCGGCGCCAUAUCUGUCAUUUUGCUCGUCGUCUUUUUCCACACGCCCGCCGCGGUCAAGCCGGUCCCGAUCGACCCCUUGGGCUUACUGCUGUCGCUGGAUGUUCUGGGCAUCGUCCUGUCCCUGGCCUUUAGCACUUGCUUCACCAUCGGGAUGCAGCUGGGCGGUGUCGCCGAGCCAUGGUCUUCUCCAAAGGUCGUUGGAAUGCUCGUGGCCUCGGCCGUCCUGGCUAUCGCCUUCUGCCUGGACCAGUGGCUCUGCGGCGAGAGAUCCUUGAUUGUGCCUCGCCUAAUAAAGCAGCGGACCAUAGCAGCGCUGUGCCUCUUCAUCUUCUUCCUGAACGCGACGAAUUUGUCCAUCCUGUACAGCCUGCCGCAAUACUUCCAGGUCAUCAACGGAGUCUCGCCUACCAUGAGCGGCAUCCGCAAUCUUCCCAUGAUCUUUACCACCGCUCUCGGAUCGAUGCUCAGCGGGACCCUCCUUGGUCGCCACGGCCGCCACCAGCUCUUCCUCGUCUCGGGCGCUGCCUUGCUGAUUCUCGGCACGGGGCUCAUCUACACCCUCAAUCAGGGUUCCUCGCUCGGCCAGAUCAUCGGGUACCAGAUCAUCGUCGGCUUCGGCAUCGGCUGGUGCGUCCAGGUGCCUGUCACCGUCGCCCAGGGCCUGGUCCAGCCACAGGACGUCGCCGUCGUGACCGCCCUGGUGCUAUUUUUCCAGCUCGUCACGGGCGCCAUCGGGGUCGCCUCCGCGCAGGCCGUCCUGGCCAACCGCUUGGUUGCCGCGCUUACGCAGCUGGCGCCCGGUCUGGAACCGCACAAGGUCCUAGCCGUGGGUGCGCACGAGAUCCGCCUGGUCUUCCAGGGCGCCGACCUAGACAAUGUGCUGCGAGCCUAUAUGACGGGCCUGCAAGACUCCUGGGCCAUGUCCGUCGGACUGAGCGGCUUAACCGUUUUGUCCACCUUCCUCGGCGACUGGAAGAAUCUCAAGAGCGCCCGGGCAAACCCCGUUGAUUCCAGCAGUUUGGAAAGCGAGGACAGAAAAGGAUCAGCUUAGCAUAUAUGAGCAAAUAGCCGCGGGUUUCACCUCUCAGCCAUGCAUUUUCCCGACAUUUCCCAGAUGCCGUCUUACCCCGUCUCCUCGCUUCAUGU
Molecule: messenger RNA, 1781 nt
Organism: Gaeumannomyces tritici R3-111a-1
Lineage: Eukaryota; Fungi; Ascomycota; Sordariomycetes; Magnaporthales; Magnaporthaceae
Exons: 7
Coding region: 1-1686 (561 amino acids)
Biological process (GO): transmembrane transport
Molecular function (GO): transmembrane transporter activity
Source: RefSeq, a predicted model, not a curated record